UACUCGUAUUAAUAUAGGCUAUUUUUUAACUAACAGAUAUGGGGCUGCUUCCCGGAUACUGUUAUGUUCAAAGUACGACCAUAAUACAUCCCCACAAACCAUAGUCACUUUAUAAAACAACGUUCAAUCUCUCGUCAAAUUAUUCCGCACGUAUCUACUUGAACCCUGGACACAAUUAAUGUUGCAGGUCGGCAGGUACCUGCCCCGGCCGUGGACAGCCAGUUCAUGGAGGCUGCAGCACGGCGGCGUGUCGGCGACGGCGGAAAGCGAGCGGGCCGCCGCGUCUGGAAUUUCUCACCCUCCGCUGCAGAUCUUCUCAGAGGAAGAGAUCAUGAUGAAGGAAGCAGUGAAAAAGUUUGCACAAGAACGAAUUGCCCCACUUGUGUCAAAGAUGGAUGAGAAGUCAGCCAUGGAUGAAACUAUGAUAAAGGAGCUAUUUGAACAAGGGUUAAUGGGCGUCGAGAUUGACCCUCAGUAUGGAGGUACUGGCUCCUCAUUCUUCUCCUCCAUCCUGGUCAUUGAGGAGCUGGCGAAGGUAGACCCAUCCGUGGCGGUGCUGUGUGACAUCCAGAACACGCUUAUCAACACCCUGCUGGUCAAAAUCGGCACGGAGGCCCAGAAGCAGCGCUACCUCUCACGGCUCUCCACAGACAUGGUGGGGAGCUUCUGCCUGUCAGAGGCGGAGGCUGGGAGCGAUGCAUUCUCCCUGAAGACUCGCGCGGAAAAGCAGAAGGACUACUACGUCAUCAACGGCUCCAAGAUGUGGAUCAGCAACGCGGAGCACGCGGGAGUGUUCUUGGUGAUGGCCAACGCAGAGCCCUCAGCCGGUUACCGGGGUAUCACCUGCUUUAUAGUGGACAGGGACACAGAGGGGCUGUACAUCGGGAAGAAGGAGAACAAGCUGGGCCUGCGUGCCUCCUCCACCUGUCCGCUUACCUUCGACAACGUCAAGGUCCCAGAGAACAGCGUGCUGGGGAAGGUGGGCCAGGGCUACAAGUACGCCAUCGGGAUGCUGAACGAGGGCCGGAUCGGCAUUGCCGCUCAGAUGCUGGGCCUGGCUCAAGGCUGCUUCGACCACACCGUCCCCUACACCCGCCAGCGCGUUCAGUUUGGCAAGAGAAUCUUUGACUUCCAGGGCAUGCAGCACCAGAUCGCCCAUGUGGCCACACAGCUGGAGGCUGCGCGGUUGCUGACCUACAACGCGGCGCGGCUAAAGGAGGCCGGGAGGAACUUCGUCAAGGAAGCCUGCAUGGCCAAGUACUUCGCCGCAGAGGUUGCGACUCUGACGACGUCGAAGUGCAUCGAGUGGAUGGGUGGGGUGGGGUUCACCAAAGACUACCCCAUUGAGAAGUUUUACAGGGACUGCAAGAUCGGCACUAUUUAUGAAGGCACAACCAACAUUCAGUUGACAACAAUGGCCAAGUUUAUCGAUCAGGAGUACAACGAUUAAACUGCUGUCACACGCUGCCCCGUUUUACAGAGACUGUUCUGUCUGCCAGUCUGGUUCUAAAUGUGACAUAAUCAUCUUGAUCUUACAAUAGAGUAGCGCUGAUGUAACAUUUCUGUACUGCAGGCUCCAUUAAGAAUAUUGUUUGACAAACUCUUCUGUAAUGUAGCAUUGAGCUUCUGUCUGGUCUCCCAGUUCACCAAUGUGUCUAGAUCGUGCCGUAACUUACAUUUUACAGGGUCUUGAGGACAUCGCACACCCUGUUCAGCUGGCUACGUUGUCUGUAACUGCACUUACAAAGGUACAAAUGUUUAGCCGAGACAGUGUUACGCUCCCAAUAGCAGAAGCGGCAGCUUCCAUCGGCUGUUUCUGCAGCCAUCCAGAGCCCAAACCAUGUUCCUGUGAUCUGUGCUGUUGGGGGGGGGGGGGGGGGCUUUGUAUCAGCUGGUGACCAGGCGACCGCGGAUUCAGGUCGUCGUACCUUUUGGCAGGACAGGUGCCCUAACGUGCUAAGGUGAGAUGUCAGAUGGUAUAAAUGUGUAAAACGGUAUGUUGCACUAAUCAACUUUAAAUAUAGUUAUAUUUAAGAUAAUAUGGUGCCUCAGGGGUAGAUGGACAUAAAAUUAAUAAUGUGGCGUUCCUGAGUUUGUUUCAGCAAUCUUCUCCUUGAGAUCUCACUGCAGACCUUCUGGUGAAUUCUUUCAUGUUUCUUCCCCUCUGGAGUUGCUUUAUUCACUGGGAGCAUAUAUGUAUUGAUUUAUCCAAAGCAAAUUACAGUGGAGAGAGUGGUUAUAAUUAAUGGGUACUCUGUGGGAUUUGAACCCACAACCUCCGCACAAUACGCUAUUACAGAAUGAGCUACAGAAGCUGGGAGCCUUACCAUUGAGAUUAAUCCUGGUUCUAGUGUGGCUUUCAAUCUUUACCUUCCAGCUGCCAUUCUCGUACUUUCUGAAGAACGUGUGUCUUGCCAUCUGUGUGAAGCGGUAUGUCACGUGUAUUUAGGGUCCCGUCCCACCUUAGUUGAUUUAAACAAGGUAGCAGCUGAUGUUCAUUUGCACAGAGCUGUGGUCAUUUUUGCUGUUUACUGGUGUGAUAAGCAUUUCUCUUAAUGACAUUGUUUCUGGUUGUUACUGAAAUCAUUUUUGGUAACUAAAUUAUUUUUAGAAGUGUGUCCAUUUUAAUAAAAUUCAAUAUUUGCCAAACUGAAUAGGACAUUGAACCUACAAA
This is a messenger RNA of Brienomyrus brachyistius, 2674 nucleotides long. It is a transcript of the gene acadsb, whose product is annotated as acyl-CoA dehydrogenase short/branched chain. Gene Ontology annotation, cellular component: mitochondrion. The coding region runs from base 179 to 1450 and encodes 423 amino acids. Gene Ontology annotation, molecular function: flavin adenine dinucleotide binding; acyl-CoA dehydrogenase activity. NCBI's taxonomy places the organism in Eukaryota, Metazoa, Chordata, Actinopteri, Osteoglossiformes, Mormyridae. The record is from RefSeq and is a predicted model, not a curated record. The transcript is spliced from 11 exons.